AUUGAAAAGAUUUGAUUUGUCAAGAUGGAAUUAACUCUGGAGGAAUUAGCACGGAUUGCACUCGGUGGACCGGAGUUGAAUAAUGUGAAUGUUGCCGUGUUGCACAGUCUGUUGAAUGUCUUGAUGAAGAAACUGGAUUGUGGCAAGGAUCUGGUCACCAUUGGAGGAUUUGAGGGCAAGUGUUUGGAGCGUUUGUUGGAACGAUCAAAGAUCUCUCCAUUACCCUUUGGUGUGGAGACCAUUAAACCAAUUUCCAGUGAACUGGAAAAAGUGGAGGCAAUGGAGAAACGUAUUGCCUGCCUGGAAUGUAAAUUGGAUGCACAUUUCCAGCAGAUACGUGCUUGCAACAAGGUCAACAGCAAAAAGUAUCAGAAACAGAUCUGGGAGGAAUACGCAUCACCCUGUGAGGAUCUGUGCACCGUGUGUGAUGAGGACAAUAAGAUUGCCUGUAGUCUGCUGCAGAAUAUGGACUUUAUGAAGAAACUAUUGAGGCGUAUAGCCUCGCCCAUGAUGGAUCAGAUCGAGGACAUUCAAAAGGGACUCAAUGCAUUCUACGAGACAUUGAAGAAUUUCCUAAAAAAGACGGAGGCACUGUUUGAACGCCUUGAACUUGUCAAGCAGUGUGUCAUUGAGAUUGAGAACCUAAGGGAAUUGGUCAAGGAAUAUAAUCUCACGUUUAUUGGCACCAUGGAAGAGUUGCAGGAUAUGCUGGACAGCAAACUGGACAAGGUUCAUAUGCCGGCUCUUAAGAAAUACAUACGCGAUCACUUUGAGGAUAUCGAGAAUCGAUUGGCCAAGAUCGAGGACAAGGAUACGUGUCCACGUGCCGCAGGAUUUGUCAACUCUGGCAUACGUUGCAUCUCCUGUGGCAACACGCGCAUUGGCGUCGAUGUUGGCCCAUUGAAUGUGGGCCCAAUGCCGGAUGCCACGGCCAAGAAUCUGCCACCAAUUCUACAGGACAAUUGCCACAAAACUUUUGUGUAUCGCACCAACGAAAGGGAACCAACUUUGAUGGUGCGAGUGAAUAAUCUGGAUCUGGAUGUGAUAAAGCAACGCUUGAAUCGACCCUCGGGCAAGGUAUGCAAACUGCCCGAUGCCAAUGACGCCAUUUAUGGAGUUCGCAAUUCCGUUUACAAUGAUUAAGUCUCUGCAUUUUCCCCCCAUUUUAUUCAAAGUUGUUGGCACUUACAAAAUCGUUUCGUUUACAGCAAUAAACUCUUAAAAAAAAAAAGAUGCAUAAAAAA
This is a messenger RNA of Drosophila innubila, 1244 nucleotides long. RefSeq lists its product as uncharacterized. Lineage: Eukaryota; Metazoa; Arthropoda; Insecta; Diptera; Drosophilidae. The coding region runs from base 25 to 1143 and encodes 372 amino acids. The record is from RefSeq and is a predicted model, not a curated record. The transcript has a single exon.